Messenger RNA from Salarias fasciatus (jewelled blenny), 2274 nucleotides. RefSeq names its product double-stranded RNA-specific editase B2-like. NCBI's taxonomy places the organism in Eukaryota, Metazoa, Chordata, Actinopteri, Blenniiformes, Blenniidae. Gene Ontology annotation, molecular function: double-stranded RNA adenosine deaminase activity; tRNA-specific adenosine deaminase activity; double-stranded RNA binding. Gene Ontology annotation, biological process: adenosine to inosine editing; RNA processing. The record is from RefSeq and is a predicted model, not a curated record. Gene Ontology annotation, cellular component: nucleolus; cytoplasm.
AUGUCACCGCUCUCCUCCUCUCCUCCCCGAGUCAAGGGCAGCUCCGGCUCGGAUGCUCCCGGCUCGGACGGACGCUCCCCGGCGGCCGCGGCGCUCCCUCCGGCCCGGGACAGGCGCUGCUUCGGCGGGGAGGCGACCGGCAGACUCCCGGGGAAGAUGCGGGAGAGGAGCCGGCGCAGAGGUGCCAGUAAUUUGGAGGUGAGGGAGGAUCAGAAUGAUAAAAUCCACACGGAGCGCCAUCUAAUCAGAAGGCACCGCUCGUCAGUCUUCUGCUCAAACCUCCUCAAACCGAGGUCAAGAGCGCUGAAGAGGAAGCAGCCAUCGCUGGAUGGAAAAGACCGUCUGCUCUACCAAAGCCGCUCGCCGUACAAGCGAGCGUCCUGGACAGUGACUCAGAAGAACGCCCUGGUUCAGCUGAACGAGUUACGACCGGGUCUGCAGUACCAGAUGCUGUCCAAGUCUGGACCUCUGCACGCGCCGCUGUUCUCUGUCGGAGUGGAGGUGAACGGCUCCCGCUUCGAAGGACGAGGACCGACCAAAAAGCAGGCCAAGAUGAGGGCGGCAGAGCUGGCUCUGCAGUCGUUCGUUCAGUUUCCGAACGCGCCUCAGGCUCACGCCGCCAUGGCCAGUUUCACCAGCGCGCCUGUGGACUUCACCACAAAUGACCUGGACGUCCCCGAAUCGCUGCUCAAAGAAUUUGAACCGUCACUCCUGCGCUGCAACACAUCAAAGCAGGAAGUCUUCUCCAGCAUUUAUAACCACAGACGGCUCAUUCGGUUCACUCUGGAUUUACCUUCCUCAACAAAUCCUAAAAGACGAGCUGUCAGCGCCUCGGUUCUAGAGCGUCUGAGUCCGGUGGUGCUGCUCAACGAGCUGCAACCUGGACUCAGGUACGUGUGUCUGACCGAGCGAGUUCCCGGGAGGCCCAUGAGGAACUUCGUCAUGGUGGUCCGGCUGGAGGGGAGGGUCUUCGAAGGCCUCGGUCACAGUAAGAGACUGGCCAAAGCGCAGGCGGCGGCGGCUGCUCUGCAGUCUCUUUACAACAUCAGUCUGGAACCAGAACGGAGGAUCCAGGGCUUCGGGAGCAGCAGGGCCAAACACCAGCUACCUCAGUUCUUCGCCGAGUCAAUUUUCCACUUGGUGACAGAGAAAUACACAGAGCUGACGGACAGCGGUUUGUCUGCCUCGCACACCCGCCAUAAGGUGUUGGCCGGGAUCGUGAUGACCAGAGGACUGGACCUCAGAUCGGCUCGGGUCGUGUCCCUGGCCACGGGCACCAGGUGUCUGGACUCCGGCCAUGUGAACGACGGCGGCUGUUUGCUGAGGGACUGUCACGCCGAGGUGGUCAGCAGAAGAGCCCUGGUUCGAUUCCUGUACACUCAGCUGGAGCUGCUGCUCUGUUCUUCUACAGACGUUGAAUCCAGAUCGAUCUUCGUCCCUGAGGCGGGCGGCGGCUUCCGGCUGCAGGACGGCGUCCUCUUUCACAUGUACAUCAGCUCGUCGCCGUGCGGAGACGCUCGACUCGGCUGCCCGUACGAACGUGGGAACCCGCUCGGCGGCUCGGCUCUCCAGCCGGGUCUGAGGCGGCCCGUCGCCGAGCGCUCCGUCUCCGCCAGGCUCCACUGUCGGCUCAGGUCAAAGGUCGGCGGAGGCGAGGGGACGCUGCCCGUCACGGCUCGGACGGCCAGUCAGGAACCUCUCCGCUCCAUGUCAUGCACGGACAAGAUGGCAAAGUGGAGCGUGGUGGGCCUGCAGGGGGCGCUCCUGUCUCACCUGGUGGAGCCAGUUUACCUGCACAGCCUGACGGUGGGAACCCUUGGCCACACCGGUCACCUGAGCAGAGCCAUGACGCGCCGCCUCGCUCCGGCCAAUCGACUGCCGUUUCCGUACCGAAGACAGCCGCCGCUGCUGGGCUGUCUGGGCAGCGCUGAGGUUCGUCCGGCAGGCAAAGCGCCCGGCGCGAGCCUGAACUGGAGCCUCGGGGACGCCGGCCUGGAGGAGGUCAGCAGCUCCACCGGGAGGACGAAGGCGUCGGGGGCGCCGUCGCGGCUCUGCAGACGCUCGCUGUCGGCUCGCUGGCUCAGGCUGCAGCAGCAGUUAAACGCUCCGGUUUUGGGAGCAGAAGCCACCACAGGAACUUAUUCUGGGUACAAGCUGGCUGCAGGACGCUACCAGAAGGCAGUGCAGCAGCUGCACGGCGCUCUGCAGGACGCCGGUCUGGGGACGUGGCUCCAAAAACCUGCCGAGCUCGGCAGCUUCACCGUCAGCGCGUGA